GGCGGGGGAAGAGGGAAGAUGGCCGAGUACCUGGCCUCCAUCUUCGGCACCGAGAAAGACAAGGUUAACUGCUCUUUUUACUUUAAGAUCGGGGCUUGUCGUCACGGAGACAGGUGUUCCCGCCUCCACAACAGACCCACCUUCAGCCAGACCAUCGUGCUGCUGAAUCUGUAUCGGAACCCCCAGAACACGGCCCAGUCGGCAGACGGCUCGCACUGUCAUGUCAGCGAUGUGGAAGUGCAGGAGCAUUAUGACAAUUUCUUUGAGGAGGUCUUCACAGAGUUGGAGGAGAAGUAUGGGGAGAUCGAGGAGAUGAACGUUUGUGACAACCUUGGGGACCACCUGGUCGGCAACGUCUAUGUCAAGUUCCGGCGGGAGGAGGAUGCCGAGCGGGCCGUGGGGGAGCUGAACAAUCGCUGGUUCAAUGGCCAGGCCGUGCGGGCCGAGCUGUCCCCAGUCACCGACUUCCGCGAGUCCUGCUGCCGCCAGUACGAGAUGGGGGAGUGCACGCGCGGAGGGUUCUGCAACUUCAUGCACCUGCGGCCCAUAUCCCGGGAGCUGCGCCGGCAGCUGUAUGGGCGGAGCCGGCGCCGGCGGUACAUCCGACCUUCCCGCUGGACCUGGCGCUUCCUUUGGCUAAGCAGGACGCUGCCCAUCUCCAUACCCGGUUAUUGACCCAGCUGUAGAGCUGCACAACCAGUGAAUCAGCAUCUGAAUUUUGACCUUUUUAACGAUGUUAGAAAACCGGCCAGCUGCAUUGCCUUGUUUCUGUGUCCACACUUUUUACGCUGGGCUCGUGUUAUGCUGCCAAGUUACUCCUGGGGGAAUUCUGCCCUACUGCGUGUGCUCAUAAUUAACGAGUCCUGCAGAUUUUUAAUUUUUUGAGCAGAAAAAAGCUUCUGCUGAAUUGUUGCUGCAGUUCUGACUUUUGCCCACCAGAAGGCACUGUGGCGCUAGGGCAAAGCUGCAGCUCCCGACCAGCGAAGGAAGAAUCAGCACCUGCCUUCUUCAGGGCAGAAGCCAGGGGCUAUGGGCAGACACAGCGUGGGGUGCUGGGGGGGGGGUCAGGCAGGCUCACAAGGGCGAGUGGGGCAGGAGCUCAGUGGGAGUGGAGGCACAGGCCCCGGAGGAGGAAGGUGCAGAGCUACACGGGGACGGGAGGGGCUGGGCAGCGCCGGCUUUAGGACGUGCGGGGCUCGAUUCGAAAGAGCUGCCGCCAAAAUGCCGCUGAAGCCAGCAGCAGCAAUUGAGCUGCUGCCGAAGAUAGCGGCAGCAAUUUGAUGGCAGCUCAAUCGGUUGGAGGGUCCUUCCUUACCUUGCAGGGCCCCUCUUCCAGACGCUGUGGGGCCCUUGUAGGCGCGGGGCCCCAUUCACAGGAAUCGGGCGAAUCGACCUAAAGCCGGCCCUGCGCUUGGGUGGGGAGACAGAGACACAGGGAUGGGGGAGGGGGUACAAAGCCACAUAGGGACAGUGGGACGGGGUGCAGAGCCACUUGGGAUGGGGGUAGUGGGUGUCUGAGUGGGGGUGGAGGGACACACGGGGACAGGGGCAGAUGUGCCUGACUGGGAGAGGCUAGGGGUCAGCCAGGGUCUGUCUGGGGGAAGCUCCCUAACAGUCCCUCCCUCCACCCACCAAAAAAACCCCUCCCAAGUUCACAUGCAGCAAUUUACUUUCCUCUCCCUCAGCUCCUCUGUCACCCCGACUCCCCCAAGCCUUUGCCCUGUGUCAGAGGGAGGUGAGAAAUACGAGUCUGUGUUUAUUACUCAGAGUUCUAUAUUAAUAUGCCUAGUAAGGAAUCUAUUUCUCAAAAACCAUUACGGACAACAAAAAAGAUGCAAGUAUGGUUACACACGUAUUUGCUGACAGGUAUUUUGAAAUAAAUGACCAAAAAUAAUCAAAA
Messenger RNA from Gopherus flavomarginatus (Mexican gopher tortoise), 1900 nucleotides. It is a transcript of the gene U2AF1L4, whose product is annotated as U2 small nuclear RNA auxiliary factor 1 like 4. The record is from RefSeq and is a predicted model, not a curated record. Gene Ontology annotation, molecular function: pre-mRNA 3'-splice site binding; metal ion binding. The transcript has 8 exons. Gene Ontology annotation, biological process: mRNA splicing, via spliceosome. NCBI's taxonomy places the organism in Eukaryota, Metazoa, Chordata, Testudines, Testudinidae. Gene Ontology annotation, cellular component: spliceosomal complex; U2AF complex. The coding region runs from base 19 to 675 and encodes 218 amino acids.